UGGGUCUCACCGGGGCCCACCUUCCCCCGUUCCAGAGCUGUGCGGGUCCCCGUCCGGCUUGGCCGCGCUCGGGGAGAGGCUGCCAUGUCCCUGCCCGAGUGGCACAUCGCCGUGAAGCUGGCGGAGCAGCCGCUGGCUCCCAAAUCCAUCCUGCACCUCCCGGAGACGGAGCUGGGCGAGUGCCCGCUGGGCGGCUGCAGCAUCUCCCACCUCAAGCAGCUCAUCACCGGGAAGCUGCAGGAAUCCAUCCCGGACCCCGAGCUCAUCGACCUGAUCUACUGUGGCCGGAAGCUGAGGGAUGACCAGACCCUGGAUUUUUAUGGCAUCCAGUCCGGCUCCACCGUCCAUGUCCUGCGCAAGUCCUGGCCUGAGCCUGAUCAGAAACCAGAGCCUGUGGAUAAGGUGGCAGCAGUCCGGGAAUUCCGUGUUCUGCACACUGCUCUGCACAGCAGCCCUGCCUACAGAGAUGCUGUCUUCAAAAUGCUGGGAAACAAGGAGUCACUGGAUCAGAUCAUUGUAGCCACUCCUGGCCUCAGCAGCGACCCUGUUGCUUUGGGAGUCCUGCAGGAUAAGGAUCUCUUUUCAGUGUUUGCAGACCCCAACAUGCUGGACACGCUGAUCCCAGCUCACCCUGCCCUUGUGAAUGCCAUUGUCCUUGUCCUGCACUCAGUGGCUGGCAGCACCCCGCUCCCAGCCCCGGAGACAUCCUCCCGAGCCAUGUCCUCUGGCUCCUACCGGGACAUGCCAGGUGGCUUUCUCUUUGAAGGUCUCUCUGAUGAUGAAGAUGACUUCCACCAGAGCACGAGGUCCACACCGUCCAGCAGCACUUCUGGCUCCCGCCCGGCCUCCCUGGGCUACACGGGGGCUGCGGGACCGCGGCCCAUCACCCAGAGCGAGCUGGCGACGGCGCUGGCGCUGGCCAGCACCCCGGAGAGCAGCUCCCACACACCCACCCCUGGCACCCAGGGUCAUUCCUCUGGGACAUCCCCGAUGUCAUCCAGUGUCCAGUCAGGAACACCCAUCACCAACGACCUGUUCAGCCAGGCCUUACAACAUGCCCUGCAGGCCUCAGGGCAGCCCAGCCUGCAGAGCCAGUGGCAGCCACAGCUCCAGCAGCUGCGAGACAUGGGAAUACACGAUGAUGAACUAAGUCUCCGAGCCCUGCAGGCCACUGGUGGGGACAUUCAGGCUGCCCUGGAGCUCAUCUUUGCUGGUGGGGCUCCCUAAAUUUUUGGCUGGACUGGGACAAGACUUUAGGACUCUGUCCAGCAUGGAGAAAGGAAGAAGUGGCUUUGUGUUGGAGAGACGUGACCCCUUCAGUUCUGCAAUCUUUGGUCUGUCUACGUGUUCUCCUGCCUGUUGUUUCAUUCCUGCCCACCUGAUAUGCCUCAGUCCACCUUUCUGUGCUCCCUCUAUUAAAUGGGCUGUAUUCCCUU
This is a messenger RNA of Myiozetetes cayanensis, 1436 nucleotides long. It is a transcript of the gene UBL7, whose product is annotated as ubiquitin like 7. NCBI's taxonomy places the organism in Eukaryota, Metazoa, Chordata, Aves, Passeriformes, Tyrannidae. The transcript is spliced from 11 exons. Gene Ontology annotation, cellular component: cytosol. Gene Ontology annotation, molecular function: polyubiquitin modification-dependent protein binding. The record is from RefSeq and is a predicted model, not a curated record. Bases 85 to 1227 code for a protein of 380 amino acids. Gene Ontology annotation, biological process: ubiquitin-dependent protein catabolic process.